CGCGGCGGACACUUCCCGCGGAGGGACUGUCCUGUGGCAGCCGGCGGGCCCAGGAGGACGCGGAGGACCGAGCGCGGCAGCGAUGGAUGACCACAGCCUGGAGGAGUUCCGCCGGCGCUGGCAGGAGGAGCUGGCGCAGGCCCAGGCGCUCAGGAAGCGGCGGCGGCCCGAGGCUGCCGAGCGGCGGCCGCGACAGGCCGAAGUGGCCCCAGGGCGCGGCGAGCAGGCCUCGGGGUACCUGGCGCUGGCCCAGGGCCUCCUGGAGGGUGCGGGGCGACCCCCGGCGGCGCGGGCGACCCGGGCCGAGAGGCAGGAUGCGGCGAGCCGUUCCCGCUCCCCUCCGGCUCGGGAGGGCGCCGGGGGCGGGGAGCAGCUGGUGGACCAGCUCAUCCGCGACCUGAAUGAAAUGGAUGAUGUGCCCUUCUUUGAUAUCCAACUGCCUUAUGAACUGGCAAUCAAUAUAUUUCAGUAUCUGGACAGGAAAGAACUAGGAAGGUGCGCACAGGUGAGCAAGACAUGGAAGGUGAUUGCAGAAGACGAAGUGCUCUGGUACAGGCUGUGCCAGCAGGAAGGGCACCUUCCCGAGAGCAGCAUCUCUGAUUAUUCUUGCUGGAAGCUCAUCUUCCAAGAGUGCCGAGCCAAGGAACACAUGUUAAGAACCAACUGGAAGAAUCGCAAAGGCGCGGUGAGUGAACUGGAACACAUCCCUGACGCGGUUUUGUGCGACGUGCACUCCCAUGAUGGCGUUGUCGUUGCUGGAUAUACAUCAGGGGACGUGAGGGUGUGGGACACCCGCACCUGGGACUACACAGCCCCUUUCCUGGAAUCAGAGUAUGAGGAGGACGAGCCUGGAAUGCAGCCAUAUGUCUCCUUUGUGAGGAUAAACAGCUCGCUGGCGGUAGCCGCUUAUGAGGAUGGAUUUCUUAACAUUUGGGAUCUAAGGACUGGGAAGUAUCCUGUCCAUCGUUUUGAACAUGACGCCAGAAUACAGGCACUAGCCCUCAGCCGGGAAGACGCAGUUGUGGCCACAGCUUCUGCUUUUGAUGUUGUGAUGUUACGCCCGAAUGAGGAGGGAUAUUGGCAAAUCACUGCCGAAUUUGAAGUUCAGAAACUGGUUGACUACCUUGAAAUAGUUCCAGAUACUGGAAGGUACCCUGUGGCAGUGGCCACGGCUGGAGAUCUGGUAUACCUGCUAAAAGCCGAAGACUCUGCCAGAACCCUCCAUUAUGUCUACGGCCAGCCCGUCACGUGUCUGGAUGUCUCAGCCAGCCAGGCUGCUUUCGGUGUGAAGAGUCUAGGAUGGGUAUACGAAGGAAACAAGAUCCUGGUGUACAGCCUGGAAGCAGAACGCUGCCUCUCGAAGCUGGGCAACGCGCUUGGUGAUUUCACUUGCGUCAACCUCAGGGACAGCCCUCCCAACCUCAUGGUCAGUGGCAACAUGGACAGGAGGGUGAGGAUCCACGACCUCCGCACUGACAAAAUCGCCCUGUCGCUGUCUGCCCACCAACUGGGAGUCUCUGCAGUGCAGAUGGAUGACUGGAAAAUCGUCAGCGGAGGCGAGGAAGGCCUGGUCUCCGUGUGGGAUUAUAGGAUGAGCCAAAAGCUGUGGGAAGUGCACUCCAGGCACCCCGUUCGUCACCUGGCCUUCACCAGCCACAGCCUCAUCACGGCCAACGUGCCCUACGAGAGGGUGGUGCGCAACACGGACCUGGACAACUUCACUGCUCACAGAAGGCACCGCGGGCUGAUCCACGCCUAUGAGUUCGCCGUGGACCGGCUGGCCUUCCAGAGUGCGCUUCCCGUCUGCCGAGCAUCUGGCGACACGGCGCCGGCCUACAGCUACGACCUUGCGCUCGCCUUUCCCUAGGACUGUGGUUGAGGGCGCCCCUCGUGGGGGAGCUGGGAGAAGAAAGCCCCCCUCCCGCCCCAGCCUAGCCCACACCUGUCGGACCCCACAGGUUCCUGAACUGCCUGUGGGCAGGACAAUGGCGUUGUUUUCUCUCUCGGGCUCUGAGUGCCACACACUGUCCCUCCUUCCUCCUGCAUCUGCUGCCCUGGUGAUGGGGUGGGUCUCCCCCCGCCAUCUGUACACUACCCUGCAGGGCCCUGCUCGCCACCUUUCCAGUCUUCAAGCCCUUUGCUCUCAGGGGAAUGGGGCUCUGAGAUCACAUAUGCACUCUGGGUUGUCCAUUACCCCCCCCCCCCCCCCCCCCCCGUGCAAACCUAGGCUAGCAGGACUCUCUUCUCAGUUUUUACCACAGUUUAUAAUUAUUUAUACACUUACUGCAUUAAGGACUGUUUACUUUGUAUCACAUGUUGUGGACACCACAGAUUAUUUUCUACCAAUCGGCUGCAAAAACACCCUCCACCUAGGAUGGACAAGCUGGAUCCUAAACCACUGGGCGAAAGCAGGGCAGUACUGGGGAACUCUUCCAAAAGAUUAAGAGGGCAAACCAUUGCAUUACUCUUGACUUAGACUGUUCUGAGCAGUGGCCACUAAUAUCCCUUCAAAAUAUGAAAGCAAAAAUUGAUAGAACUACAAAGAGAAAGUCCAUGUUCCUAGUGCGUGAUCAACAGAUACAAU
Callorhinus ursinus (northern fur seal) is the source of this 2584-nucleotide messenger RNA. It is a transcript of the gene FBXW8, whose product is annotated as F-box and WD repeat domain containing 8. Gene Ontology annotation, molecular function: protein binding. The record is from RefSeq and is a predicted model, not a curated record. NCBI's taxonomy places the organism in Eukaryota, Metazoa, Chordata, Mammalia, Carnivora, Otariidae. Gene Ontology annotation, biological process: protein ubiquitination; cilium assembly. Gene Ontology annotation, cellular component: ciliary basal body; Cul7-RING ubiquitin ligase complex; centriole.